Messenger RNA from Alternaria novae-zelandiae, 753 nucleotides. RefSeq lists its product as uncharacterized. The record is from RefSeq and is a predicted model, not a curated record. The coding region runs from base 1 to 753 and encodes 250 amino acids. NCBI's taxonomy places the organism in Eukaryota, Fungi, Ascomycota, Dothideomycetes, Pleosporales, Pleosporaceae. The transcript is spliced from 6 exons.
AUGUUCUUCAAACACACCAACGGCUCGUACAAGCGAGUGCCUAUCAUGCAGAACAGCGCCUUGCCGAACGGCAUCAACGGUGGCAUGACCAUCUACUACACACAGCAAGACUUCAACGGAAAUGGUAACCAGAAGAUUACUGCUUUUCCCAAGGGCUUCCGAAUGACUGUAGGUUCGCCUACAACCAACACGGUAGAAGACGCGAAGAAACACCCAGGUCUUCGCUUCGUGUGUCUGCAAGACAAGAACACCCGCUUCCCCGAGAGCCCAGACUUCCCACCUAAGGCCUGCAAAGGUGGCAUCAUGACUGUGCACCACUUCCCCUCUUGCUGGGACGGCAAGAACGUCGACUCCCCCAACCACCAAGAUCAUAUGUACAACACUGCCAAAGAGGCAUUCACUGUUGCCGGCGCAUGUCCGUCUUCGCACCCAGUGCGCAUGCCACAGGUUGCCUAUGAGACACUGUGGGAUACGACUCAGUUCAGCAACAUGUGGCCCAAGGAUGGCUCCAACCCCUUCUUCCUUUCCUACAAUGACAACAAGGGAUAUGGUACCCACGCGGAUUACCUCUUUGGUUGGAAAGACGACAGUCUACAGAAGGCGAUGGACAACAACUGCAUGUUCCAAGCUUGCGAGAAUGGAAGACCUUUGAAGAGUCAGAAUGUUCAGGCCAUGAACCAAUGCCAAGUCAAGAGUGCUAUCAAGGAGAAUAUCGAUGGCUGGCUUGACCAUAUGCCCGGUAUGGCGAUGUAG